UUUGUCAUGUAUUAUAGUUUUGUUGGGUACUCAUUAUGUUUUCAAAGUAUAGAUGACAAAAGGAUUACGUAAGAGAGCGCUUGAGAGAGUUUUUGGUAGACAUUCUGGAGGCGACGCACAUGGCUCUACGUCAGGCCGCAUCGCUGCUACACAUGACGGGCCGCCACAGGACACAGGACGAGGAGAUGCUCCACCUGAUGCGGAGACACUCGUUGAUCCUGCCCAGCAUGCAGAGAUGCCGCCGUCGCCUCCUCAGGCUGCAGAUGUAUUGGAGGAGCGCCGAUAUGAGCCAUAUAGCGCAGCUGUAGAAGCUGCGCCACUACCGCCGGAUUCUAUUCCGGAUCAGCGAGCCCACGACCCGGCCAAGGUGAAGGAGGAUUGGGAUGCUUAUCAUGAUUUGCGACUUAUCGCACAGCAGAGGUAUGAACAAGCAAGGCGUAGAUGCCUCGAAUUGAAAGGUACCGAGCGACCUACUAGGCGCGGCCGCAGUGGUACCAAGCCAAAGAACCUCGUCCCAGAUAUUCGUCGGAGGGCCGUGAUCCGAUGGGAGAACGGCGUGCCUGUCGGGCCAUUUGCUAACUCUUUCAACAAUUUCCUCGCCGCUUUAGCCAGGAGACAUGAUUUCUUCAACAUAUAUUUGACGUGGAAGUCGCAGCGGAUUGAUGCGCUGGUGGCUUGUUGGCGAUAUAUAUGUCGAUUUUUCUUUCUUGACGAUUACGCUUAUGCCUGGACUUACUGCUUCACGCAAAUCAAUCUAUCGUUCAAGAGGUGGCGGUCAGAGCUGAAGAAAAAAUAUUUUACUCAAAGAACAGAAGAUUGGGAGCGUUACUGGCAUCUUGACGAGCGCGCCGAUGGAGUUGAUUUUUUUGCACUUUGCGAUUAUUGGGACACGGCCGAAGCUCAGGAACAAGCUGAAAUAGCAAGGAGGAACCGCAAUGCACCACGCAAUCGUAUUCUGACUGGUUGGAGUCCAAAUUACGCCGAUGAAGUGAAGAAAGCGCAGAACCGGGAUCUGGCUGAGAAAUUACAUGCUAAGGUGCAGGAGCAAUUAUCACAGACUCAGGUCGAUUCUAACACUCCGACCCGAUUAAGUAGAGAGGAGGAGGAUAGCAUCAUCGAGACCGUCAUUGGACCGAGUAGGAAGAACAGAUACAGGUGGAGAGGAUCCGAGCAUCGGCCGUACGAGUCCAGUAGCACCUACGAGUCUGCAGCUCCACCAGGAUGCAGUUCUUCUCAAGACCCGACUAUGGAGCAGCGGAUGAAAGCGAUGGAAGAUUGGCAGUCGCGUCGGGAGUCGGAGCUACUCCAGAUGGCGGAGGAAGAACGGAGGCGCCGGGAGCAGAGGGAGCUGGAAUUCACCCAGUUCAUAUCGACUCUGCCUUCUGAUGCUCAGGAGGCAUAUAGGAGACGAUGUAUUGUCGUGAUUGUUAUGUGCGUGCUUGAUGUUGGGUUUGGUCGUGGUAGGGGAGGGGGAAGUGUGGGGAUUGGGUUGAGCUGGGCUGGGACUUCUCGACAAGGUGGAGUUGGUGAUGAGGAUGAGGAUGAUGAUGAUCGGGACUGA
Asparagus officinalis (garden asparagus) is the source of this 1561-nucleotide messenger RNA. RefSeq lists its product as uncharacterized. Lineage: Eukaryota; Viridiplantae; Streptophyta; Magnoliopsida; Asparagales; Asparagaceae. The coding region runs from base 53 to 1561 and encodes 502 amino acids. The record is from RefSeq and is a predicted model, not a curated record. The transcript has 9 exons.